AUGGCGAGAGGAAAUCCAUGGCGAGAGGAAACCCAGGGGGAGAGGAACCCAGGUUUAAGAAACCCACGGGAAGACGAACCCAGGCCGAACGGAAACCCAGUGGGAGAGGAACCCAGGCCGAACGGAAACCCAGAGGGAGAGGAACCCAGGCCGAACGGAAACCCAGAGGGAGAGGAACCCAUGGCGAGAGGAAACCCAUGGCGAGAGGAAACCCAGGCCGAGAGGAACCCAGGCUUAAGAAACCCACGGGAAGAUAGAAACCCAUGGCGAGCGGAAACCCAGGGGGAGAGGAACCCCGGCCGAGCGGGAACCCAGGGGAGACGAGCCUGGGGGAAGAUAGAAACCCAUGGCGAGCGGAAACCCAGGGGGAGAGGAACCCCGGCCGAGCGGGAACCCAGGGGAGACGAGCCUGGGGGAAGAUAG
This is a messenger RNA of Penaeus indicus, 423 nucleotides long. Its product is annotated as S-antigen protein-like. The record is from RefSeq and is a predicted model, not a curated record. The transcript has a single exon. Bases 1 to 423 code for a protein of 140 amino acids. Lineage: Eukaryota; Metazoa; Arthropoda; Malacostraca; Decapoda; Penaeidae.